CUCCCCGUGUCGACCCAACAGGCCUGAUGACAGCGACGACCCCUGGCCGUCGGUAACACCUACAUUCAUUAACCUUACAACGACAUCCCGAGCAGCGUGUGAUGCUCGAGCUUUUACAGUUCAACCAACUUGUUCAGCCGGUGCAGAUAAAAAGAGGAGAGGAUGGAUGGUUGUCUGGACAGACGGCUCUAAAGGAAGAGAGACAUUAAACGGCUUGAAGAAGGGCUUAUCUAAUAGCCGGUGCAGACUUUCAUGCAGAAAGCUCAAACGUUGUGAGGGUGGUGCCUAAUGGAUCAUGAUGGUGAACUUGAGAGGGAGGAUAGAGCAAUGUCACAAGUUCAGGUGGGCGGGUCUGACCUCUGUGAUAACCUUCCCAAUCCUGACGGUCUCGCUGGUCAAACACGAAACCUCAACGAGACUAACACGCUCGCACAGACUCAAAGCCUCUCUCCUUCACAAAAGGAAGAGGAGGGAGGGCCCAUCCAAAAAACCUCUGUCAACAAUAAUGGGAAGGACUCAGAGGAGGAGCACGGAAAGGAGGGAUACACAGGAAGAGGCAGAGAGGAGGAGGAGGAGGAGGAAGAAGAAGAAGACAUUGAUGAGGUGAUGAAGGGAGAAGGAGAAGAGGAAGAAGAAUCAGAGGAAUCAAGCUGUCUAAUUAGCUGCCAGACUCCUGAAACUCCAAUGACUGAUUCCUCCUAUUCAGAGACAGGCAGUCUGUUGGAGACUCCGUAUCCUUUCAGCCCUGCGACCAGUCCAGAGCCUACAUCCCCUGUCAUUCCAGAAAUGGCAUUUCCUGCCAGUCAAAUGGAAAUUAGUCAGAUUGAUGUCAAAGUGGACUCUCAUAACACUGACGUAGUGGCCUCCAUCACAGGGUCCUUUACACAGGGGCCCACCUUCACCACAGGGCCUAUAGAUUCUACUACACUAACUUUAACUUCAGUCACAAGCCCACCUGGGCCUACAUGUAUCACAGAAGCUACAGGCAAGAUAGCAAAAAAUACUAACCUCACUACAAGACAUCUUACCUCAUCCACAGAGCCUGUCUUCAACUAUGAGCCCCCAUGCACAAGAGGGUUCCCCUCAACAGCAGAGACAUUUACAGUACCUGCUUGCACCGCGAUGCCCAACACUUCCAUUGCUUCCACACCUAUGAGUGAAACAGCACACCCCCUUACCUUCACCACAGGGCCUACGACUACUGGUACAGAAUCCAAUAACACCACAGGACCUAUAAACUCAAAUUGGGAACACAUAUCCUCCACUCCAGAGCGCACUUGUUUUUCCGUCUCCACCUGCGCUGCAGGGCCUAUUCCAAGCCCUGCCCUGCUGGAGUCUCUGCAGGAGUUGGCACAAAGAGGAGAUGUCACUCACCUUCCACAGUACCUUCACCAGAUUGCAGAGGCCUUUGUCCUUCAUAAAGACUACCAGCGGGCGUUAUGGUGCAUCCAACUAGAGAGACUCUACCACCAGAGAGUAUUGGACAACCUGAAUGCACUACAAGAACAGUGGGAGAGUCAGUGUAGAAGUUCUUUCUUUGACCUGGCAACCCGACAUCUGGACACUCUAAAAAACAUCUGCCAGACGCACAGUCGACCAGGAGCUAGAGAUGCUGUGUGUGCGUCUCUGGACCUGUUGAGGCCUACAUUUGAAGAAGGUGGUGCACUGCCUUUGUGCACUUCAGUCCAUCAGAUUGAUGAAGGGAUUGAUCAGAGAGCCCAGGACCCCUCGUGUUAUGAGAGCAGCCAUCCAGUUAUACCUCUUAUUAAUUUGACCGAUGGGCUUCAUUCCCCUGAGAUCUCAGAAAAAGACGGGUCGGACCCAGACAGGGAAGUAGAGGGCAGGGACUGUUUCCAUGGAGAUCAGCUGACUGACAAGCACGGCAGCAACGGAGAGGGAGGAGAGGCCGAGGGAGGGGCAGAAUACACCAUUUCAGUCAUAGGAAAUGGACUACACCCCUCUACAGCUGGAGAAAUGGAUCAGUCCAAGCCCGCAGAGCAGCAGGGAGGAGAUUUAGGUCCCACACAGGAAAAGGAGGCAAAAGGGGGCGAAGAAGAGAGGGAGGUGAAGGAGGCUGCCGAGGCUUUGGAGAUGGAAGAUGAGGGAGAGGAAGAAGAGGAGGAGGAGAGGCAGAAGGAAAAAGACUCUGCUCUAUGUCAGAAAGCUCUCCCAGUGGAGACUCUGGCCAGUGGGGCAGAUGUGGAGCUCCAACAGCUGGACCUGGAAGCCCUAGCUGAGAAGAAGCUACAUGAGGAGACCCAGGAGAGCACUAAAACCUACUUGCUCCAGGAUGCACGCCUUCCUCAAGAGGCUCACAUCAAUCAGCAGGAGCAACAAGAGCAGAGUGAGGAGGUAAAAGAGGAGGAGGAGGAGGAUGAGGAAGAGAAUGAGGAGGAGGAUGAGGAGUACGACGACUACGACGAAGUAGAGCAAGUGGACAUCAUCAAAGAAGCUCCCUCACUGGACGGCAUGGCGAAACUCAUCACGGUAGAGCAGAGGUCCCCUGCUCCUGGCCUUGUCUCCAUACUGAAGAGGCGGCGUGUUUGUGUGGACAACAUGAGUGUUUCUGCCAGCUCAGAGACGCAACCUGCCAAAAGACGUGUCCGCUUCAAAGUCCCUGAUGAUGGCUACGAGCAGGAUGUUGGCGGUGGAGACUCCUGCCUGCUUCUCUUCCUGCUUUGUCUGGUUACCGUAGUGAUCAGUGUCGGCGGCACCGCUCUUUACUGCGCCCUGGGAGAUGUCCAAUCCUCAGUCUGUCAGGACUUCUCCAGAAAUGCAGACUUCUACGUUGGCCAGAUACAGAGUGGGGUAGCUCAAAUCCAACAUUGGUUUGCUCAUGGUUCAUAGCAGCAUACGGUUUGUCAACAUUGUGGAGCCACUGGCCUGACUCCAGCAGUUCCUGCUACUUCCUGGGACAAUGUUCCAUGAGCUAAUGCUGCCGGGCAGCUACUACAGUCCCUGCCGCUAUGCUGCCUAAUUGGCUAAACAGUUAUAUCAAAUGCGGUUGGCAUUUGUAAACCAACCGCAUCUUUAAUGCUCUUUGAAGACAAUCCAAGGGUUGAUUGAGCCCAGAGGUCAGAUGUCCUUUACACUACUACUUUGAAAAGGGGAAGUAGAACGGAGAGAGAAAGAAAGCAUAACUGGUGGAGAAUGGAGACUAUAUAGCAGCAGAAGAAGUGACCUACACACCGCUCAAGCCUCUGAAGAUUAUACAGGUGUAACUUCUCAAGCUCGGUUUAGAAACCUAUAAUGUGACUCAAGUGUCCUGUUGGACCAGCUGAGCGCCGUCUCCGCACACAUGUUCACUGUCAGUGAAUUUUCUGUAGUGACUGGCAGAUGAAUCCCAUCAACAAGCUUUCCCCAACUUCUCCAAGACUCAACUCUCCAAUUUAGGCAUGAGAACAAAGUAAUAACAGCUGCAACUCACGGAGAUGUAAAAAAGUAUGUAUAAUGUAUAGAUGGUUAACUGGGGGCACAGAGAUGCUCGCUACACACACAAUGCACACAUGGGAAGUGGCUCAAUGGGAAUUUUACUAACUGCUGCAACCACUAGUGUUGCUUUUAUUGUCAACUUUUUUAAAUCACAAAUGAAAUUUUAAAAUGAGCAUACCAUUCUGUGGUCUUCUACUUGGAAUGAAAUCAUUAUGUCUUAAUCAACCUUUGGAUGAAUGUUUGGAGUUUAAUGUAAACUUUUUGUGUCACUUGUGGGGCAUUUAUGUAUUAUUAUUAUGCAUUAUUUGACAUUAGUGUCCUGUCGCUGCCCUUUUCUGGAUAACUUUUUGCAGUGAGCUUACAUGGCUGCCACUGGAGAAAACUACCCCUUUUAUGGUGUUCAAUGAGGUAGACCUCGCUUUGUGUAGCAUAUGCAAAAUGUACAGGAACACAGUGCACCUCUGUUUAUGUUGUCAGAAGAAUGUUUGACAUGUUGCAUAUAAGAAUGGUAUGAUUCUUUUGAAGAUGAUGCAAUAUUUCUACAGGAGUUGUUGGGUUGGUCUUGGACUAAGCGUAGACUUGAUUUUGAUUUAAAAACAAAAAAUAUCCACAAACUGUUUUCAGGUUCAUCGGGAAAAGUUCAUGCCAAUAAGCUUCAGUUAUGCAGUUAACUUGGAACAGAAAAUACUCAACUCUUAAGCGGGUCUGGCUGUGUAUGGAAUAUUUCUGUAAAAAAGGAUACAUGAGAAUUGUACAAUUAGUUUAGGAACCAGUAAUUAUUCAGUGUACUCUGUCAGUACAGGCCUUGAUGUCAAAGGGAUCAUUUGAAGCUCUGUCUGCCUGUGCGUUUGCUGUUCUUGGAGAUUAUGGGCAUCCCCCUCAGUGUGGGAUAGUCGGUGUUUUAACCUUUUUUGUUUUUUAGAACCAAUUAAGAAUGAUUUUUUUUGACACCACUUGGUCUCCUUAAAGGCUCAUCUAGUUACCAUUUAUGUUAAACAAAUCUAAUAUCUGCUGUUUGAUAGAGAAAUAAGGAUUUUUUUUCUGGUUGGAGAACUGAUUUCCUAAUGAGAGACAAAGAAAGACUCUUCUGGAAACACUUUGUCUCUGAAACCAUCUUCAAGCAAACUACUGUAUCUGGGCCGUUUUACUGCUUGAUCUCACGUUUCGUCUUGUCGGGCAUCCAUACAUUGUAUGUGUCAUUUCAACAUAUUGCGGUGUUUAGUGUCCGGUAAAUUGUCUUUCCUUUGGAUGCCAUGAAA
Messenger RNA from Cyclopterus lumpus (lumpfish), 4691 nucleotides. It is a transcript of the gene cnsta, whose product is annotated as consortin, connexin sorting protein a. Bases 289 to 2847 code for a protein of 852 amino acids. The transcript has 14 exons. NCBI's taxonomy places the organism in Eukaryota, Metazoa, Chordata, Actinopteri, Perciformes, Cyclopteridae. Gene Ontology annotation, biological process: positive regulation of Golgi to plasma membrane protein transport. Gene Ontology annotation, molecular function: connexin binding. Gene Ontology annotation, cellular component: plasma membrane; trans-Golgi network; transport vesicle. The record is from RefSeq and is a predicted model, not a curated record.